Protopolystoma xenopodis is the source of this 222-nucleotide messenger RNA. NCBI's taxonomy places the organism in Eukaryota, Metazoa, Platyhelminthes, Monogenea, Polystomatidea, Polystomatidae. The record is from the annotation of a GenBank genome assembly.
AUGGUGGCUCUGUCCUCGCGUGCACUGCGGCAGAGGAUCCUAUCAGCUCGUGGUUCAGAUCACCUCAGACUCGGGUUAAGUGAGCACAAGCGUCUCGAGAUGCCUGGACGAGCCGAAGUGUGCACGGGUCUGAGAAGCCCAACUCUGUCAGGUCGAGAUCAAAAAGGUUCUGCCGAAUACCGCUCCUGGAACGGGGCCGGAGAGCUUCCUGCCUGGCCUUGA